AUGGAUAAACUAUUUGAUUUGCUUAAAAAAGAAUAAACAACGAAAGAGAAAUCUUAAGUAAAAGUCAUUUAUGACUUGAAUAAUAAUGAUUAUCAUAAUUUUGGGCAUGAGUAAAUAAGAUUAGAUUGUGGGGCUACUUUGGUUAACACUCCUGCAGGAUAUAUAUAAUUUGGAAUUCCUCCUGGAUGUUUAAGCGAGUUGAUUAGUAAGAAACUGUAAGUUCCAAUUUACUUUAUUGUACCUUCAGUUAGAUUUCAUAAAAAAUAUGCUGUAAAUCUUUGUGAUUUUAUCUAUGUCGCAUUCUAUAACUAUCUAAAAGGGAAAAAAACAUAUUUGAUUUGCAAUCCAUUAACUCCAAUGCAUUUAAGAUAAAUCUUUAAGGAAAUGUGGCCACAAUGGGAUGACUCAGUUAUACAUAAAGAUAUCGAUUUUUAUUCUUCAAUUGAUAAAAAUCCAAUCCCUAAUUUUUAAGCAGAAUUCAAAUAUCUAAGAAAUAUGCUUUCGCAAUACAACUAAGAAAUGCCUUUUGAAGAUAUGAUAGAUUUUAUAGUAAUUGAUAAAAAAACAGGCUGUGAAAUAGGAGAUUAAAUUCAUAUUAAGAGAAGAGGAGAAGAAAUUGCUAUUAAUGUCAAUGAUAUUGAAGUUGCAUCUCUUCAAGAUAAAGUAGACAUAAAUUAUGUUGAAGAAGUGAACUGGGAUGAUAUUCUUAAAAAGAAAUAUGAUAUAAACGAUGUAUUAAGAAAAAGCUAAAUGGCUCAAACUGUUAAAAAUUAAUCUCUAAAUUUAGAUACCAGUAAGCACUUUGCUAUUACAUUUUUACCUAAGCUUAACAAAGACGAACUUGAAGAAGAAUCAAAUGGUUUUAUUAUUUGGAUCAAUGGAAGAGGACUUCUUGUUGAUCCUCCUGUUUUUACAAGCUAAAUACUGACCAAAAUGCAUAUUUCAAGCAGCGUUAUAGAGUGGAUAAUUAUAACUUAAGGAAGCUCUAGAAGCGAUUUAGGAGCAUUUUAACUUAUGUUUUAAAACUCAAAAAUUGAAUUGAUUACAACUCGCUAAAUCUAUGAUUCUUUUUUGAAAAAAUACUCAGAUCUUAGUAAUAUGCCAGCUGAUUUCCUUAACAGAAUUCUUAAGUUUAGACCUAUUUCGAUUGGUGCUCCAUUAGUAGUAAAAACAUGCAAAUUCAAGUUUUUCUAUACAUUAAAUGUCAUUCCUUCGUUGGGAUUCGAAGCUUAAGUUGAAAAUUAGUAACUUUACUAUGGAGGAGACACUAUUCUGACAAAAUCUGUAUUAGAAGACAUGAAGCAAAAAGGUGUAAUUAAUUAAGAUAGAUAUAAUUAAAUUUUAAAUAAAAGUAAGUGGAAAAAUUCACAGCUAAGGAUGUUUUACGUAGGUGAACAUCCUUGGCACACCUAAAUUGAGGAUUUCUUGAAUAUGGAAGAUUUUAAAGAUCCUCAUUAAAGACAUAAAACCCUUUUAUUUACUAAAAGUCCUAGUGUUCUUAAGAAAAUAGUAGGUGCAGGAUUUGCUACACCAUCAAGCAUUGGUUAUGGUGUCGACAUAAAUUUGUAUGAUAAAAAAUAAUCUAAAAUAAAAAGUUCAGAUGUUGAAAAUAUGAAAAAAAUGGAAUUAUAGAAAAAAAUAGAUUUGCUAUGCACAAUUGAAAUUUUUGAGAGUAUAUCAAUAAAAAAUUUUAGAGAUCUUCUUUAGAGUGCAAAAGAGGAGUAUUAUGAUCCAGGAGAAUAUGUAAUCAGAUAGGGUACAAUAGGUACCAAAUUUUACUUUGUCAUGAGUGGAAUAGUGUGUAUUUUUGACGAUGCGAGAUCGCUGUCUAGAUUUUGUCCUACUGGUAGUUAUUUUGGUGAAACAGCCUUGAAAGUAGAUAGUACAAGGAGAGGUGCAAAUGUUAUAGCUGUAACUCCAUGCGAACUUCUAUCUUUAGAAAAGCAAGACUUCUUUUUUAUUUUUGGUGAAGAAAAAGAUGAAUCAGCUCCUAUCAUUUAAAAACUAUUGUCUAUGUAUACUUCGAGAAGAAAAAACACUGUAAAUUUACUAAAGAAGAACGAAAUAUUCAAAGAACUUAAUGAAUAAUAAAAGACUGAAAUGGAAAUGAUAUUUAGAGAAGCUAAAUUUGAAACAAAUAAAUUGAUUUGGACCAAAGGAGAAGAAGCUAGAUUUGCUAUAUUUAUCAAAGAAGGUUCUAUUAAAUUCAGCGAUUGUGAAGAACAAAAAAAUCCUGAAAUGGGAGAGGGUUUCUUUAUUGGUGAGAUUGAUUCAUUAGUUAAUGAUAAACCUCUCACUACUACACUGAUAUCAUUAAAACCAACAGAAGUUUUUAUUGUAGACAAAAAUGAUUUGGUUAGUUUCUUUAAGAAAAAUUUAGGUAUUUUGUUAAAAUUAAAUUAUUUAAAGUAUUUCAAAUGA
Messenger RNA from Tetrahymena thermophila SB210, 2421 nucleotides. RefSeq names its product cyclic nucleotide-binding domain protein. Lineage: Eukaryota; Ciliophora; Oligohymenophorea; Hymenostomatida; Tetrahymenidae. The record is from RefSeq and is a predicted model, not a curated record. Gene Ontology annotation, molecular function: 3',5'-cyclic-GMP phosphodiesterase activity. Gene Ontology annotation, cellular component: cytosol. The transcript is spliced from 9 exons.